Molecule: messenger RNA, 102 nt
Organism: Phytophthora nicotianae INRA-310
Lineage: Eukaryota; Oomycota; Peronosporomycetes; Peronosporales; Peronosporaceae
Exons: 1
Coding region: 1-102 (33 amino acids)
Source: RefSeq, a predicted model, not a curated record
AUGAUGGAGGUGAAAGACGUGAACUGGAAAUCGCUAUGGCGUGAGCUGACGAGCAACGGGUGGAAGGCGCGCCCACCAAGGGGCAUCAACAUGCAUCUCUAA